Molecule: messenger RNA, 3966 nt
Organism: Pristis pectinata (smalltooth sawfish)
Lineage: Eukaryota; Metazoa; Chordata; Chondrichthyes; Rhinopristiformes; Pristidae
Product: chloride intracellular channel protein 2-like
Exons: 6
Coding region: 210-950 (246 amino acids)
Source: RefSeq, a predicted model, not a curated record
GUUACACCCCUGCUGAAAACUCUGGUCUGUCAAGGCUUAUUGCUACUGAGGUUCAUUCUCUGUGAUCUGUACCUCAAGGAGAGCUCAAGUGAAACUGGGAUAAUUAAAAAGUCUGCAGUACUUCUUUGGUGCUUCUUAGUUCUUUUGAGACUCAUGAUAACUUCACUUACAUUUGGACAGCUUGUUUGAUUUUUUUCUUCAUUCUGGCAAUGGCCAAACAAGGAUCUGGCAAGAAAACCCCAAACAUUGAACUAUUCAUUAAGGCUAGCUUUGAUGGAGAGAACAUUGGAAACUGUCCAUUUUGCCAACGUUUAUUCAUGGUUCUGUGGUUGAAAGGGGUUGAAUUUAAUGUAACAACAGUGGAUAUGAAAAAGAGACCUGAAGAAUUGCUCCAUCUAGCUCCAGGCACCAAUCCACCAUUCCUUAUUUUCAAUGGGGAAUUAAAAACUGAUUUUAUCAAGAUUGAAGAAUUUCUUGAAGAGACACUGGCUCCACCCAGGUACCCACAUCUCACACCGCGCCAGCCAGAAUCGUAUCAUGCUGGCAGUGAUGUCUUUGCCAAAUUUUCAGCAUACAUCAAGAACACAAGUAAAGUCGCCAAUGAAAAAUUUGAGAAUGCUUUACUGAAGGAGUUGAAAAGAUUGGACAACUACCUGAGAGAACCUCUUCCUGAUGAAAUUGAUGCCAAUAGUACGGAGACUGUUCUUGUCUCCACAAGGAAAUACUUAGAUGGAAACAAGCUCACACUGGCAGACUGCAACCUGUUACCUAAGCUUCAUAUCAUCAAGAUAGCUGCCAAGAAAUACCGGAAUUUUGAGAUUCCUAAAGAAAUGUCUGCUCUCUGGCGUUAUCUGAGAAACGCAAAUGAACGAAAUGAGUUCAAGCAUACCUGCCCAUCCAAUGAAGAGAUUGAAAGGGCCUACGCUGAUAUUGCCAAAGAAAUGCAAUGAAGAUAACUGACUCACAUUGUACAACAAAGUCCCAAUGUAUGGAAUUAUCCUGUUCUAUUCCUUGAACUGAGAGGUAGCAUAGAAAUCUGCUUCACUUUCUGUGUUCACAACCCAAUUCUGGUGAGAAAAGCAGCUUGGUUACUCUGUGUUAUAAACAUUUAUCCUAUCCUGAUUCAAUUGUUAUGGCCCAUCUAAUUAUAAAAUUACACUUUGGAGGAACAUAUUAGAUGCCCUUUGUUACAGAUGCAGUACAUUCAAAAAACAAAAACAUAGAUGAAGGACAGUCAUUGAUCUAGAGUCUGAUACCAGCCUGAAAUGUCCUCACUGAAUGUAGUUAACUUCUACUUGCACUUAAUAUUUGUUUAUUUUUCUGCAGUUAGACCUUUUGGUCUUAAAGUCACAUAGAUCCCCUUUAACAUUCGUGUAAUACAAUUUUACUACACAAUAUAAUAUUCCUGUGAUCAUAAAAAUACAUACUGUGCCUGUCUAACUGACUAUAAACAACUUAUAGGGGGUUAAUAGUUUGGACAAAGUACAAUAAAACAAUAUAAUUCUCAGCUAAUUUUGGCAAAGUUGCACCCCAUUAAUUCACUGUAGUCUGUGGUUGCAUUUAUGGGAGGGAGAAUGGAGCCCCUCUAACUCACUAGGAUCCCUUGUGUGUUGGAGAAAGCUGAUCCCCAUUCCUUUGUCUUAUUCACAGGAUGUGGCUUUAACUGUCAAUGUCAGCAUUUAUUGUUCAUCCUUCAUUCCCCUUGAAAUGAGAGGCAGUUAAGAGCCAAUCACAUUGGUGGUUCUGGGUUUACAUGCAGGACGACCAAGUAAGAAUACUGAAUUUCCUCCCUCAAGGAUAUACAGUAAGUGAGCUAGAUCUGGUUUCACAUCACCUUCCAGCCUCUGACUCUAUUCUUACCCCUUCCCUCCCUACCUGGUCACAUCUGCCUUUUUUUUUCCUCUUAUGUUUCCAGCUAUCACUUACUAGCCUCUGUCUCAACACUUCCCCUCCCCCAACACCCCCUCCCUCCCCACAGCUCAUCUGGUUCCUCCUACCACCUACCAGCCUUUUGUCAUUCCUCCCCCUCACCUUUUUAUACUGGCUAUCUUCCCUUUACACUCUCAGUCCUCAUGGAGGUCCCAAUCUGAAAUGUCAACCACCCUUUUGCCUCUGCAGAUGCUGCCUGACCUGCUGAGUUCUUCCAGCAGUAUAUUUUUUGCUCUGUUUUAUUAGCAGUCCAGUUUCAUGCUUAACGUCACUCUGAGUAGUUUUUCUUUUAAUUCCAUACAUUUUAAAAAAUUGACUUAUUUGAAUUUAAAUUCCCCAGCUGCUGUAGCACGGUGUAAAUUCAUGACAAUGAAUCAAUGGUCCAGAAUUGCUUUCUAGUCCAGUAACUUAACUGCUACACCCUUGAAGCCAAUGCACACGAAACAAUUAUUACAUUUUUGCUUGAUGCUGAUAGUUUCAAGAUAAUACUUAAACAACAGGCAUGAACUGAAUAUCUAUAUAUAACAAAAUUCCACUGUAAUGAUAAUGUCUACACUCAGAUUUCGCUGCAGUUUCUUCAUAGUAACAGUCCCUCAAAAUGACUUUUCAAUUCAUGUACUCAAAAAUAAUUACCCAUGUUUGAAAGAGCAUCUGGACAAGUAAUUAUUUAAAGUGUCUCUUUGUUGAUGUAACACGGCUAAAGAUCUUUGUCCACCCUUUGCUUCCUCAGUCUGCAUUCUAAAGACUGCUCAAGGCACAGUAGUCAAUGAACCAUGCACUUCAGAAUGCCACGCAGGAGCAUCAGUGGGGAAUCCUGGAAUAUUCUCCCCCUAAGGAUAAGGCAUCUUAAUGAAACUUGGAUCCGGUUUUCUUAUUUCUGUAUCUCCAAAUCAGUGCUCCAGAAUAUGGUAUGGUCAGAUCAUAACUGGAGACUAACAGGUCCUUACUGACCAUGUCAACUCCUACCUGACCAAUCCUUCCAAAUCCUCACUUGAGAAUCACAAUGUCCAAACAGACAAGAUCAAGGGGACACAAAAUAGGAAGGCAAAUAGAAGCCUGCAAUUUGUAAUAUUUUUGCAUUUUCAAAUUGAUAUUGGUAUUGGUAUUGGUACCGAGGUACAGUGAAAAACUUGUCUUGCAUACAGAUCGUACAGGUCAAUUCAUUACACAGUGCAGUUACAUUGAGUUAGCACAGAGUGCAUUGAGGCAGUACAGGUAAGAGCAAUAACAGUACAGAGUAAAGUGUCACAGCUACAGGGAAAGUGCAGUGCAAUAAGGUGCAUGGUCACAACAAGAUAGAUUGUGAGGGCAGGGUCUAUCUCAUCGUAUAAGGGAACUGUUCAAUAGUCUUAUCACAGUGGGGUAGAAGCUGUCCUUAAGUCUGGUGGAACGUGCCCUCAGGUUCCUAUAUCUUCUACCUGAUGGAAGAGGAGAGAAGAGAGGAUGACCUGGGUGGGUGGGGUCUUUGAUUAUGCUGGCUGCUUCGCGAAGGCAGCGAGAGGUAAAGACAGAGUCCAAAGAGGGGAGGCUGGUUUCCAUGACGUGCUGGGCUGUGUCCACAACUCUCUGCAUUUCUUGCGGUCCUGGGCAGUGCAGUUGCUGUACCAAGCCAGAGAGGAUGCUUUCUAUGGUGCAUCGAUAAAAGUUGGUGAGUGACAUGCAUUGCAUUUUUGACAUGCACAGUAAUUUAAGAAUGUGCUUGUUUGAUCUCAAAUACAAGUCAGAGUUGAUAGAAAGAUUACAAAUACUGCAAAAAUAAAUUUGCUUUGGGUUGAUAAAUUGUCAGAUGAUCCUGCUCUCACUGAGCUUUAUUAGUAAUUCUAUCUUCAUAAAUAUUAAGAAAUCAUAAACAAAUAUUAUGUUAAUAAUUAUAUGAAUAUAUGAAGAUCCCCCUAUUUUUCUGUGCACGUCCAUUAAUAAAUCCCAGAAAAUAUUUUGUUUAACCUUAGUUUGAAAUUAUGUAAUUGUUUUCCUUCAAUGUCAUCUGUUAUAUGCUUUUUGGUGUGAUAUUCAUCUUAUGUCCAACUAUAGUCUCAU